CAAACCCUCUUCUCUAAUCGAGCUCCAUCGUCUCUGCAUCACUCGAUCGAUCGGAGAUCAGCUCGGAACCAUCUAAGAUCGAAGAAAAUAUGAAAGCUUUCGGCUAAUUAUAGUCUUAUUCGAGUCUUUUGGCUUAAUUUAUAAGUUCAAACAAGAUGGCUGCGCCUGCGCCUUCGCAUAAUGUCGAAUUGGAGGCGGCGAAGUUUCUGCACAAACUCAUCCAAGAUUCUAAAGAUGAACCAUCUAAAUUGGCCACUAAACUUUAUGUGAUAUUGCAACACAUGAAGUCGAGUGGGAAGGAGCACUCCAUGCCAUAUCAAGUAAUAUCGAGGGCCAUGGAGACCGUCAUCAAUCAACAUGGUCUUGAUAUUGAAGCUUUGAAGUCGUCACGCCUUCCUGCUGCUAGUGGAACUCAAGCAGCUGAUUCUGCAACCACGCAAUUUGGAGGGUCUUCCCAAACUGUAGGGGCUGCAAAAGAUUCCAAAGUGGGGUUGCCUGAAAAUGAGGUUUCCAAAAUGGAUCCCUUUGCUUCAAGCAGACCACCUGUUGGUCCAAGUAGUACAGGACAUGAUUAUUUUCAAGGGCCUGGAACUCAUCGGAGUAGUCAAUCUUUUGACCAUGAAAGUCCAUCCAGUUUGGACUCUAGGUCAGCUAAUUCACAGUCACAGGAAAGGCAAAAUCAAAAGGAUGGCAAGAAGACCACCACUAAGAGAAAGAGGGGAGAUACAUCAGUAACUGCAGAACCACAAAAUGACAAUGCUCAGCAACUUGAUGCUCGUAAUACAGGAGUUAAUCCAAGGAAGGGAAAGAUGAGCAAAGUUGAAUCUUCUUCUGGUUUUGCUAUCAAAGGCGGUGAGCGUGCUAAUUUUAAUAUUCAUCCGGGUAGCAGCCCUAUGGAACAAUUCACAUCAUUAUCUGGUGGUAUGAGACCUUUGGUUAGGCCCAAGCCAGAGGGUCAAACUUUGACAGAAAAACAGUUAGAUCCGGCAAGCAUUAACAAUUCCAUGACUAGGCCUCCCAAUUCAAAAUUCCCUGAAGAAACAGAAGUUUCCUCCGGUCAUAAUCCCCUGUCACAGCAGCAAGUACCUUCUGUGGGUCAUGACCAUAUGGGCUUAUGGCAUCAAAAUAAAACUGGGUUGCAAUUUGAAAAAUUUCAGGUUCCUCGGUUUUCUUCUAACAUUGUUCCUGGAAAUGCAGAAAUUCCACUGCAGUCGGCUGCUCCAUCUCUUGGAACAGGCUCUUUUGGAAAGGUUCAUGGAGGGGUUCCUGUAGCUUCUGGUUCAUUUCCAACAACAGAACAAGGAUUCUCAAGUCCAAUGCAUUUUGGUGGUUCAAGCCUCACCACUGGAAAGGUUUUGGAGCAUGAUGGUGGAAGUUCAAAUAAGUUGGCUGAUGCAGGGAAACUUGCUCAGGCUGGCAGACAAAACAAUGUAUCUGAAAUGAAUAUGCUUAGAAGUGCAACACCUAGAGAUACAGGAAAAUCUCCUGUAUCUGCUGGGAUGGCUUUCAAGGAGCAACAAUUGAAGCAGCUGAGAGCCCAGUGCCUUGUCUUUUUAGCUUUCAGAAAUGGUUUGAUGCCGAAGAAGCUGCAUCUUGACAUUGCACUUGGAAACAUCUUUCCUAAAGACAGUGGUAGUGCUGAGGGAUCUCGUAAGGAGUUGGUUGACCCUAAAGGAAAAGUACAAUCUUCUAGCGAACCCAAUAAUGUGCCGGAGAUGACAAUGCCAUUUGGAAAGAUGACCAAUGCAAGGGAAACUGAUAAAAUGCCUCCAGGCACCUCCUCUAUUGUUGGAAGAUUCCAAGAUGCGGAGUCCUUAUCUAAAGAAGCUGGGAACUCAAAGAUGGAGGAGAAAAGUGUGCAACCCUCUGACCAUUCUGUUUUUUCUGAUGAAAGAAAACAUUUCCGAACUUCAAGAAAACCAGAUGCUGAAAUGCAGAUUCAGGAAUCCACAGGUUCACAGGCCGGCCUAACAAUGGCAUCACAGCAUGAUUCUUCUGGUGUGAGGACUGGUUUAGUUGUUAGUGCUCCUGGGGACAAAAUGGAAAAUGGCCAUCUUCAAGUUGGAAGGGCCAACCAAGCUGUCUCCAUAAUGGCUGUGAAUAAGCAGACGAGCUCUGAAAUAGUUGGCUGGACCGCAGUUGGUAAUCAUGAUGAGGUUUCUAGGGGAGUUCUUCCAGCAUCGUCUGUUCAGCAUGAUUUGGUGCCUGAAAGAAAAGACAAUGCACCUAGUCAAGUCCAAAAACUUAUCAAUACUGCUAGUUCAGGGAAUGUACGUGUUGAUAAUAAUUUAUCUUCUCUUUCCUUGAGAGAUCGCUGGAAACCAGUUUCUGGAAUUGACAAUAAUCAUCAUGCAAUACAUAUGUUGAAGGAUGCUAAUAUGAUGCCAAAACAUGGAUUACAAGAACAAUUAGAGGACAGUACCUUUGUACACACUGAUUUGCCACCUUCUCCAAAGUACACGAUGUCGGAAAAGUGGAUUAUGGAUCACCAGAAAAGGAAACUCUUGGAUGAGCAAAAAUGGGUUCUGAAACAGCAGAAGACAAAGCAAAGAAUUGCGACUUGUUUUCACAAGCUAAAGGAGAAUGUGAGCUCAUCUGAAGACAUAUCUGCAAAAACAAAGAGCGUCAUAGAACUCAAAAAGCUGCAGCUCUUAGAGCUCCAACACCGACUGCGGAGUGAUUUUCUGAAUGAUUUUUUUAAACCAAUCACUCCUGAAGCCGAUCGCUUGAAAUCUUUGAAGAAACAUAAACAUGGUAGGAGAAUAAAACAACUGGAAAAGUUUGAGCUGAAAAUGAAGGAAGAGCGACAAAAGAGAAUCCGAGAGAGACAGAAGGAGUUCUUUGGUGAGAUAGAAGUUCACAAGGAAAAACUGGACGAUGUAUUUAAGUUCAAGCGAGAACGCUGGAAGGUUUUCAAUAAAUAUGUGAAGGAGUUCCAUAAAAGGAGGGAACGCAUUCAUCGGGAAAAGAUUGAUAGAAUCCAGCGUGAAAAGAUUAAUUUAUUAAAGAUCAAUGAUGUGGAGGGUUAUUUGCGGAUGGUGCAGGAUGCCAAAUCAGAUCGUGUAAAGCAACUUCUCAAAGAGACAGAGAAAUAUCUUCAAAAGCUAGGAUCCAGGCUGCAGCAGGCAAAGUCUACGGCAACGCGGUUUGAAAAUGAUAUGGGUGAGACAGGAACCGGAAGCUUUCCUGACAAGAAUGAAACAGCUAUUGAAAAUGAAGAUGAAAGUGAUCAGGCAAAGCAUUAUCUGGAAAGCAAUGAAAAGUACUAUUUGAUGGCUCAUAGUAUAAAAGAGAGCAUUGCAGAGCAGCCAUCGUGCCUUCAGGGUGGAAAAUUGAGAGAGUAUCAAAUGAAUGGUCUGAGGUGGUUGGUUUCACUAUACAAUAACCAUUUGAAUGGCAUUCUGGCUGAUGAAAUGGGCCUCGGUAAAACUGUUCAGGUUAUUUCCUUGAUCUGUUACCUGAUGGAAACCAAAAACGAUAGAGGACCUUUUCUAGUAGUUGUGCCAUCUUCAGUUUUACCUGGGUGGGAGUCAGAGAUAAACUUCUGGGCGCCCACUGUGCAUAAGAUCGUCUAUUCUGGACCUCCAGAGGAGAGGCGUAAAUUAUUUAAGGAAAGAAUUGUGCAUCAGAAAUUUAAUGUUCUUCUGACGACAUAUGAAUAUCUGAUGAACAAGCAUGACAGACCAAAGUUAUGCAAGAUUCACUGGCAUUAUAUUAUAAUUGAUGAGGGCCAUCGUAUCAAGAAUGCUUCUUGCAAGCUAAAUUCGGACUUGAAGCAUUAUCAGAGUUCUCACAGAUUGUUGCUAACUGGAACUCCGCUCCAGAACAAUCUUGAGGAGUUAUGGGCACUAUUAAACUUUUUGUUGCCUAACAUAUUUAAUUCAUCUGAAGAUUUUUCUCAGUGGUUCAACAAACCAUUUGCGAGUAAUGGUGAUAAUUCAGCGGAUGAAGCCUUGCUUUCUGAGGAGGAAAAUCUUUUGAUCAUAAAUCGUCUUCACCAAGUGCUUCGACCAUUUGUACUUCGGAGGCUGAAACACAAGGUGGAAAAUCAACUACCUGAGAAGAUUGAGAGACUUAUAAGAUGUGAGGCUUCUGCUUAUCAGAAGCUUCUGAUGAAGAGAGUGGAAGACAAUCUUGGGUCCAUUGGAAGUACAAAGGUUCGGUCGGUUCACAACUCUGUUAUGGAGCUUCGUAACAUAUGCAAUCAUCCCUAUCUCAGCCAGCUUCAUGCAGACGAGGUUGAUACGUUUAUACCGAAACACUAUCUUCCACCUAUUAUUAGACUUUGUGGGAAGCUUGAGAUGUUAGAUCGACUAUUGCCAAAGCUAAAAGCAACGGAUCACAGGGUUCUUUUCUUUUCCACAAUGACUCGGCUACUUGAUGUUAUGGAGGAAUAUCUCAACUGGAAACAAUAUCGGUACCUACGGUUGGAUGGGCAUACAUCUGGCAGUGAUCGUGGUGCCCUUAUUGAAAAUUUCAACCAGCCUGAUUCACCAUUUUUCAUAUUUCUUUUGAGUAUUCGGGCUGGUGGUGUUGGAGUAAAUCUUCAAGCUGCUGAUACAGUGAUCAUAUUUGACACCGACUGGAACCCACAGGUGGAUUUGCAAGCACAGGCAAGGGCUCAUAGAAUUGGCCAAAAGAGGGAAGUUCUUGUUCUGCGGUUUGAGACAGUCCAAACUGUUGAAGAACAAGUCAGAGCUUCAGCUGAACAUAAACUUGGAGUGGCUAACCAGAGUAUUACUGCUGGUUUCUUUGAUAAUAAUACAAGUGCUGAAGAUCGAAGGGAAUAUCUGGAGUCCCUUCUGAGAGAGUGUAAGAAAGAGGAAGCUGCACCUGUAUUAGAUGAUGAUGCUCUGAAUGAUAUCUUAGCCCGCAGUGAGUCAGAGAUUGAUGUCUUUGAAUCUGUUGACAAACAAAGGCGGGAAGCAGAGAUGGAAACAUGGAGAAAGCUGGUAUGUGAACAGUGGACUGAUAAUUCUGAAACUUUACCUCCCAUGCCUUCUCGUCUUGUUACAGACGACGACCUGAAGGAAUUCUAUGAAGCCAUGAAGAUAUAUGAAGUACCAAAAUCUGCUGUGGUGUCAAAUGUUGGGGUGAAGCGGAAGGGUCAGUAUCUUGGGGGUCUCGAUACUCAACACUAUGGAAGGGGCAAAAGGUCAAGAGAGGUUCGUUCCUAUGAAGAACAGUGGACAGAAGAAGAGUUCGAAAAAUUGUGUCAAGUUGACUCCCCUGAAUCUCCUUCUAAACCAAAGGAAGAAAUUACAGAUGCGAAAUUGCCAAAAGAUGCCAGUCAGGCUGUAGUGGCUGCAGUCAAGACAGAAGAACUUCCAGCUUCACCUGUCGUGCACCCACCACCACCACCACCACCACCACCACCACCACCACCACCACCACCACCACCACCACCACCCCCCGCUGUGCAGCAACCAAAUUUGCAGCAGAACAAAGACGUAACUCCACCAGCCAAGCGAGGUCGUGGCAGACCGAAAAGGGUAACAAUAGAUCAAUCAUCAAGUGCAGUGGCUCAAGCACCUUCUGGACCUGGCAAGGUGGAUCCAGGUUUACCGAGAGGAGCAGUAGCUUCCUCUGAAAAAAAUUCUCGUGCAGAUUCUUUGCCAGGAGGUGUCAGUGGGACCACACAUCAUGUUAGUGCAGGGAUGAUUCUUAGCCCUCAACCGGUCACUCCCCUCUCUGUUACUCCUGGUUCUCAAUCAAGUGCUGCUGGCUCCUCUGUGCCCGCUCAAGUACGGGGACCAGGUCGGAGAACCCAAAGUGGAACAGAAGCACCUAGACGACGGGGGAAAAAACAGGGGCCAGUAACACCUACUGUUACUGGUGCUUUAGUCUGUCCAGAUCCAAAGCCAAAUGAGUCUAUACAGAAUAAACCUGUGAAUUUGUUAGGAAAUCAUGCUGUUGUCAUGACUGGAACUGUGGCUUCUAUUCCUACAGCCCAAGGUCCUGAUUCUUUAUCGGGAACUGUGGCUACUAUUCCUACAGCCCAAGGUCCUGAUUCUUUAUCUGAUUCUGCUACUUUACAAGGUACUGGUGGAACUGAUCCUCGUCCUGCUGCAGGCGUUGUCUUAAAUUCUCUGCCUGCCCCUCCACAAAUUGUUGCCCCUGGUUCUGUAUCUUCUCCAUGCCCUUCUACUCCUGUGCAAACGAAAGGGCAAAGCCGGAAGACUCAGAGUGGUGGGUCUGGACCUCGGCGUAGGGGAAAGAAGCAAGCACUAAUGUCCCCCCCUGUUCCUGUUGUGUCAGCUGGCGAGGAUUUAAAACCCACUUUGGAAUCACAGAAUAAGACAGAGGGUUCAUCACAGGGUAACAACAUGAAGAGUAAGCAAGAAAAUGCUCAGGAACCAACAAAGAUAAGCCAGGGGCAAGUGGCUCAAGUAUCUGAAGGUGUGGCAAGUCAAGAUCUAAAAUCAACCGAACAAUCAGUUGACGUAGCUCGAGGAAACCAGACAGAUGGCUCAGCAACCACGCAUGAUAGUGCAAGCACAUCCCUAGGCCCUGCCUUGGGAGAAAGUCAAAGUGCUGGUGUGUGCGUUGCUGCUUCUGCAGUAAAGGAGGCUUUGCUUGAAAAUUGCUCAUUUAAACCUGAAACGGGUAAACUUCCAGGAAAUGAAGUUCUGGUUGCUCCAGCUGCAAAUUUAUUGGGUAACACGGUCCCUGAGGGCAUUAAGAACCAACGUUUGGAGGAUAAGUCUCUUCCAGCUACAUCUACUUCGAAUAGUGCUGCUUCAACUGCUUCUUUCCACAGUUUUAGUGCCACAGAAGGUAUCAUGAAGCAUCUUGUUUCCACAAACAUUGCUAUCAGCCCUCAGUCUACCACUAGUUACGCUUCUGUUCCUCCAGCCUCACAACCUAUCCCUCCUUGCCCGACUGAACCCAUGCCACCUAAAAGGCAAGGUCGAAAGACUCCGAGUAGAGCAGAAGCACCCCGUCGCAGAGGAAGGAAACAGGCUGCGGCAUUUUCUGCUGUAUCUGAUGGUUCAGUUAGUCAGGAUUUAAAAUUAAGUUCUCAGCCCCAGAAUAGAACUACUGAUAGUUUGGGUGGUAAAUCUGGUGUCCUGAGAGGUAAGCACGGGACUGAAGCACAGGAACUAGCUAAUGUUAUGCAGGCUCAAACAAGUGAAGUCCAUCUGACGACUGGUGUUCAUGAUACAAAAAGGAAGGAUCAGUCCAGCCAAACUCUGCAAAUGAAGCAGCUGCUAAACCCUCCAGUAAUAGUUGAUAGUGCUGCUGGAUCCUCUGAUAAAAACUCCGUUCUUGGCCGAAUCCAGACAGCUGAUGUAAAUGAUGUUGCCCGUGUGAUGAAGGAGGUAUUUUCAGGAACUCGCUUGUCGAGGACUAAAACUGCCGAGACUUCUGGGAAAGAAGGUAGGGUUGGCCCUAAUGUUCCUUCAAGUAAGACUGGUUCAGAAGUGGCCAAAAAUAAAACUUCGGAGGCAGCAGCUUCUGUAUCUGACGUUCCAGUGAAGUAUGACAAUCAAUCCGACACAAAAGCAGAGGGGAUAAGUACUUCUGUUUCAAAUGAGACCUCUGCGCAUACAACUGAUGUGGGAAAACCUGAAAUCAUGACCACUGCAGUCAUUUCUGAAAAAGUGGCUGAUUCAGCUGAACUUGCUCAACAAGAUGCCAUUAGGGUCGGUAGUACAAAAGCCUCUGGUGCUGCUUCCCUUGCUACUGAAGAAAAGUGUGAAAAUCUUUCUCAGGUACAACCUCCUGCUGCGGAUCUAUCUUUGUCUGUGACAACUGGUAAUGAGUUGAAUUCAUCUUUGGUAUCUGCAACUGCCAUGGAGCUUGUGGUGACUCCAACUGUUUCUGAAAAGAAAACUGAACCUUUGUCAAAAGAGUCUUCAAAAUCUUCUCACCUUGAUGUUAGUGGUAAAGAAGUACAGCCUCCAUCAAAAGAGUCUACUAAACCUUCUGUUGAUAUUGGAAUCCAUGAGAAUCCCAUAUGUACUGUUUCUCUAGAUCAUUCUGGCACCGUUAACUUGCAGGAUGGCUGCUUUGACAAGUUUGAUUUGCCGUCCAUGGAAACUGAAGCUGUUAACUCUGAUGAAACCAUGGCUGCCGGCACAGAAUGUUCAUCAAAAGGUGAUGGUCUUGGAUCUGGUGAUACUGCCUCCAAGUUUUCCAAUUUGCAUGAUGCUUCUUCUAAUAACAGAAGCUUAGAGCGUCAAUGUGUUGAUAUCAGUAACAAAGGGGAAACCACCUCAGAGCCUGUGGACUCGGUUGCUGCUGAAAAAUCUGGUCACACUGAGCUUAUCUUAGAAGAUCAUGUCGGAAUGCCACUCUCAGAGGAUGGUCAAAGCAUUGGUGGUGGUGUGGCUGAAGUUUGCAACAUGCAAGUGGACCCUUCCGAGAGUGAUAAGCCUGAUAUUUCUAUUGUUGGUACAGUAUCUGAAAAACUAUUUAAAGAUGACUCUAGUGUUGGUGGUACUUCAUCAGAAAAUUUGUUAGAGGAGACAAUUUUGCCUUCUUCCUCGGCUACAGAAGAGAAUUUUGAUAACUCUCAGAAAAUUCGAGUUGGCAGCUCUGGAUCACUUGAGGAGCCAAAAGGUUCUGCUAAACAUAGUGAUCAACUGGAUGUUUCCGCUAAACAUAGUGAUCAACUGGAUGUUUCCGACGGUGGUUGUGUGUCAAAAAAUGGAUCAGAUCACUUGCCUCCUUCUUCAGUGGAUGGGGCAGAAAAGGUUGAGGGUUCAUAUGAGAAGGGGCCAAUUCACAGUUCAGCACCUCUAGAGGCAACAAAGGGCUCUGAAGCGGAGAUUGAUGAUUCCUCUACAGGUGGGAAGAUUUCUACAACAACACCAGAACCUUCUUUGUUAGUGCCAGAAGAUAAGAUUGAAAAUCCAUCAGAGAAGGAUCCAGGUUGCAGCUCAGUACUUGCAGAGGAACUAAAAGAUUCUGAAGCACAGAUAGGUGAUCAGUUGGACUCCUCUUCAGCUGGGGAGAUUUUGCCAGAACAUACUCUACUGCGCUUAUCUUCUUUAGAGUCGGAAGGAGAAAAGAUUGAUUGUCUAUCUGAGAAGAGUCCACUUUGCAGCUCAGUUCCUGAAGAAACGAAAGAUUCAGAAGCUAAAAUGGAUGUUCAGUUAAAUUCAUGUGAGGAUGAAGGGGUUUUGCCCGGAAAUAUUUUAGAGCCUUCAGCUUCUUUGGAUGCAGAAGGGGAAAUGAUUAAAUGUCCUUCUGGGAUGGAUCCAGUUUGCGGCUCUGUUUCUAUGGAGGAACAAAAAGAUUCAGGAGCUGUAAAGGAUGAUCAAUUGGAUUCAUACGAUGGCUCUGGGGUUCUGCCUCAAAAGGAUUCAGAGCCUCCAUCCUCUUUAGAGACAGGAGAAAAUAUUGGCUUUCGAUCUGAGAGGGAUCCAGCUUGCAGCUCAGUUCCUCUUGAGGAACCAAAAGUUUCGGAAGCUGAAACGGCUGUUCAACUUGAUUCACACGCUGAUGGUGGGUGUUUGCCUGAAGAGAUUGUGACAGGGCCUUCACCUUUUGUAAAGUCAAGUGAUCAAAAGAUUAAGGGUUCACCUGAGCAGGAUCUAACUUGCAGCACAGUGCCGGAAGAAACAAAAGAUUCUGAAGUUGAAAGGGAUGCUCAACCUCUGAAGGAUCCUGAAGAUUCUGAUGGAAAGAUGGUUCAAACUGAUUCGUCUCAGGAUGACAGGAUAUUGCUAGAAAAUGUUAUGCCAGACGAUACAUGUCUUCCGGCCUCUUCAAUAAUAGAGGAAGAAAAGAUAGAGGGCUCUAGUGAGAAGGGCGUGGACAACCUGUCUGUUGAACUUGAAGGGUCAAAAGAAGUUGAAAAUGAGACGGAAAAUAAAAUGGAAACAUUACAGGUUGGUGGAAAUAUUCCAGAAAAGAUGGAUUCAGAAACUCUGGGUCUACCUUCAUCUUCUUUGGUGGUAGAGGAAGAAAAGACUGAGGUCUCUGCUUAUAAAGAAAAGUUGAACGAAUUAAGAGGUUCUGAAGCUGAGUUUGGUGAUGUGGAUCCAUCCCUAACUGGUGGAGUUCCUGGAAAAAAUUCACAACUCGUGAAUAGACCUUUUUCUCCCUUGGCUACAGAGGAAGGAAACAUUGGCUCACCUCCAAAGCUUGCAGUUGGGAGUUUAGUAGAAAUGAAAGAAUUAGAAGGUUCUAAAGAAGUUGCUGAUCAAAUGGACACAGAUGAAGUUGCUGAUCUAAUGGACACAGAUGAAGUUGCUGAUCAACUGGAUGCUUCUAAGAUUGGUGAUUUGGACCAAGAAAAUACAUCAGUAACUGUGGCACCUUCGUCUACCUUACAAGAAGAAGAAAAUAUCAAGGGCUCAUCUGAGUUUAUUCCAGUCAGCAGCUCAGCACCGGUGGAUGAAUCAAAUACUAAAGAUGCUGAAAUGACUUACCAGAUGGAUGAACCUGAGGUUGCUGGCUCUUCAUUGCCGGCAGAAGAUACUGUAUCAGAAAAAGUGGAUCAGUCUUCUACGCAGGAAAAUAAAGAAAUUGAGGGCCCAUCUGAGAAGAACCAAGCUAGCAGCCCUGUAUCAGAAGAAGUGGACCAGCCCCCAUCUACGCAGAAAAAUGAAGAGAUUGAGGGCCCAUCCGAGAAGAACCAAGCUAGCAGCCCUGUAUUGGAAAAAGUUGAUCAGCCUUCAUCAACACAGGAAAAUGAAGAGAUUGGAGGCUCAUCCGAGAAGAACCAGUCUAGCAGCCCUGUAUCAGAACAAGUGGAUCAGCCUUCGUCUACACAGGAAUUUGAAGAGACUGAGGGCUUGUCCGUGAAGAACCAAGCUAGCAGCCCUGUCCCACAGGAAAAUGAAGAGAUUGAGGGCCCAUCUGAGGGCUUGUCCAUGGAGAACCAUGCUAGCAGCCCUGUCUCACAAGAAAAUGAAGGGAUUAAGUGCCCAUCUGAGGGCUUGUCCAUGGAGAACCAUGCUAGCAGCCCUGUUUCACAAGAAAAUGAAGGGAUUAAGUGUCCAUCCGAGAAGAAGCAAGCUAGCAGCCCUGUAUCAGAAAAAGUGGACCAGCCUUCAGCUACGCAGGAAAAUGAAGAGAUCGAGGGCCCAUCUGAGAUUAACCAAGCUAGCAGCCCUGUCGCAGCGAUGGAAUUGGAGGGUUCUGAAGCUGGGGUCAAUGAUCAAACAGAUGCAUCCCAGGCUAGCAUGGUGUUGCGAGAAAAUGAUAUUCCAAGUAAUAUUGACCUGCCCACAUCUUCUGUUGCGAUCGAGGAGAUGGAGGGAAAGAUGUCCGAGGAGAAGGAGGAUGUGUUGAGCAGCUCAUCAGUAUUAGAGGCAUCACAAGGAAGUACAUCUGAGUUGGCGAAUCCGGUUGAUGAUUCUCGAGAUUCUGGGAUGGCAUCGGAUAUUGUGCUCGAAAACAUGGAUCAGCCUCAACAGUCCCAAGCUACAGAUGGCGAUAAUGAAAUGACAGGAGCGCCUGAGAAAUCAGAAUCAGAAGUUAAAGCGGGAGUCGCUUCUCCUAGUUGUGAUAUGGUGCCCGAGAGUCCCAAGUUGAUUAGUUGAAUGUAUUAGUUUGUUGUACAGCUACAGUAGGGAUUAUAUUUUUGGAGCAACGGUUCUUCCAUAACCCAGUUAUAGAAUCUAUUAAAUUAAGAAUUGUUAUUGCCCUGUAUAAAAUUCAUAAUAUAUUUUUACCCUCACCAGUUAUAUAAUGAGAGAUUAUUUGUACCAGCACAUUUUGAUCA
Messenger RNA from Morus notabilis, 11680 nucleotides. RefSeq names its product chromatin structure-remodeling complex protein SYD. Gene Ontology annotation, molecular function: ATP-dependent chromatin remodeler activity; ATP binding; DNA binding. Bases 156 to 11498 code for a protein of 3780 amino acids. Gene Ontology annotation, biological process: positive regulation of transcription by RNA polymerase II. Lineage: Eukaryota; Viridiplantae; Streptophyta; Magnoliopsida; Rosales; Moraceae. Gene Ontology annotation, cellular component: nucleus. The record is from RefSeq and is a predicted model, not a curated record. The transcript is spliced from 34 exons.